This is a messenger RNA of Theobroma cacao (cacao), 879 nucleotides long. Lineage: Eukaryota; Viridiplantae; Streptophyta; Magnoliopsida; Malvales; Malvaceae. The record is from RefSeq and is a predicted model, not a curated record.
AUGGCCGAGGAUAACAUUAAUAAUGGCAAUAAUGCCAUUAAUCUGGUUCCUGAAACAAAUAGAGCACUACGAGAUUAUUGUUCGGUCCAGUUCGGUGGGUUACCCAACGAUGAUUCUAAUUCUCAUUUGGUAAAUUUCCUGGAGAUUUGUGAUACCUUUAAAUACAAUGGUGUAAUUGACGAUGCUAUUAGAUUGAGACUGUUUCCGUUCUCUAUGAGGGAUAAAGCAAAAAGCUGGCUUAAUUCACUACCUAAUGGGUCUAUCACUACAUGGGAGGACUUAUCUCAAAAGUUUCUCGCAAAGUUCUUUUCACCUACAAAGACUACAAAGCUGAGGAACGAAAUCACCUCAUUCACACAAUUUAAUGGUGAGUCCUUGUAUGAAGCUUGGGGGAGAUUUAAAGAACUACUACGAAAAUAUCCACAUCAUGGGAUUCCUGAUUGGUUGCAAGUUCAAACAUUCUACAAUGGGUUGGCUGGAUCAAUUAAAACCACAAUUGAUGUUGCUGUUGGUGGGGCAUUGAUGAGUAAGAAUGCUGCAAAUGCUUAUAAUUUGUUGGAAGAGAUGGCUUUAAAUAAUUAUCAAUGGCCUUCAAAAAGGUCGAGUUCGAGAAAAGUUAUUGGAGCCUAUGAAAUUGAUGCAAUUGGCAACUUAGUUGUGCAAAUGGUUGCACUGUCUAAGAAGAUUGACACAUUGGGAGUUCAUGUAGUUCAAAAUUCAUUAGUACUUUAUGAGAUGUGUGGAGAUGGCCAUUCAUAUGAUCAAUGUCCAUGCAAUUUUGAAUCAGUCCAGUUUUUGGGGAACUUCAAUAGACAACAGAAUAACCCAUACUCCAAUACUUAUAAUCCUGGUUGGAGAAACCACCCCAACUUUUCAUGA